AUGCGAGUAGAGCUAGAUGGUAUUGUAUACAAACGUGCAAGAUAUACGGGUGAUUGUGAUGCUAUGUUUCGGGUCCGGGUCAGUGGUGUGUUAGGUAUGACAAUGCCAGUAUUGAGAAUUUCCAUGUUCCUACAACCAGCGUCGCCAGAGCCCCGCGAGUUUGUCUUGGUAACUAUGAUGGGAAUGUGA
Molecule: messenger RNA, 189 nt
Organism: Plenodomus lingam JN3
Lineage: Eukaryota; Fungi; Ascomycota; Dothideomycetes; Pleosporales; Leptosphaeriaceae
Source: RefSeq, a predicted model, not a curated record